Messenger RNA from Klebsormidium nitens, 2163 nucleotides. NCBI's taxonomy places the organism in Eukaryota, Viridiplantae, Streptophyta, Klebsormidiophyceae, Klebsormidiales, Klebsormidiaceae. The record is from the annotation of a GenBank genome assembly.
GUCCUCCUUCCUCGAUCUCUCUACGCCUUUCUUCAGUCAAGAAUCUGAAGCCUGGAAAGGAGCAUAAAUUUCUUGCAACGACUUGGAAGUUGGAGUGUUGGAGGUUGGCAAGCUGUGUUGCAAGCCGAGGUUGUCGAAAAGCAUCGGGCGUCUGACAGCCAUGGCUGCUGCUGAGGAUGUCGAAGAUCAGCUGUUGCAGCAAGUGGAUAAGCAGGGCGAGAUUGAGGACUCCAGAAAGUUUGCUGAGUCUAUUGGGGUGAACCAUGACAAGGUGCUGGGGGACACCAUCAAGAGCUUGCUUGCUUACGAGCUGAUCACAACAAAGACGGUGGCGCACACCCGUUGGGAGCUGACUGCAGAAGGCCAGCAGUAUGCGAAGGAUGGGACUCCGGAGGCGCAGCUUUUCCAUGCAGUUCCGGAGCAAGGGACAAUCUCCAGGGAGGAGAUUGAGGCCAAGCUGAACAAGGAUCUGGUGACCAUUGGCUUCAACCGAGCAAUGAAAGAGCGGUGGCUAGAGGUGGAAAAGGAGAAGAAACCGGAGGGAGCCCCUGAGGAGAAGAAGGAAGCGAAGAAGGAGAAAGGGGCAAAGGCUCCCCCCAAGCCACAGAUCGUCAAGCGGAAAGUCGCCACGAUUGACGACAUCGUACAGAAGCAGCUGCAAUCUGUUGCGGAGGGAAAGGAACUUUCGGAGAAGGACCUGAAAGCGCUCCAGUCGCGGAAGCUCGUCGAAUUGGUGACAUUCAAGAGCUUCGUGAUCAGCAAGGGCCCCAAGUUUGCGCUGAAGCGGACCAAGGCGCUGACUGACAUGACCAAAGAGAUGAUGGACAGCAAGGCGUGGAAAGGUGCCACUUUCAAGGACUACAACUUCGCCGCUCUCGGCCUCCCCCCUUCCGGAGGCUCCCUUCACCCCCUCCUCAAAGUACGAGCCCAGUUUCGGAAGAUCUUCCUUCAAAUGGGAUUCGAGGAGAUGCCAACGAACAACUUCGUCGAAAGCAGCUUCUGGAACUUCGACGCCCUCUUCCAACCUCAACAGCAUCCCGCCAGGGACUCGCACGACACCUUCUUCUUAAAAGCCCCUGAGAAGUGCCGGUCAGUACCGGAGGAUUACAUGAAGCGCGUGAAAGAGAUGCACGAACACGGAGGGGGUGGCUCCCUUGGGUACGGCUACGAUUGGCAGUACUCGGAAGCUGCUAAGAACUUGCUGCGCACGCACACGACCGCCGUCUCCUCCCGGAUGCUCUACAAGCUCGCGCAGGACGGCUUCAAGCCUAAAAAGUACUUCUCAAUAGACCGCGUGUUCCGAAACGAAGCCGUCGACCGGACGCAUCUGGCGGAGUUCCACCAGAUCGAGGGGCUCAUCUGCGACCGGGGAGUCACGCUAGGCGACCUUCUAGGGACCAUAGAACAGUUCUUCAGCCGGCUAGGAAUGAACGAGAUUCGCUUCAAGCCCGCAUUCAACCCCUACACGGAACCAUCCGCCGAGAUCUUCGGGUACCACCCGCAGCUGAAGAAGUGGGUCGAGCUGGGGAACAGCGGGAUGUUCCGGCCCGAGAUGCUGCAGCCAAUGGGCCUUCCCCCGGACGUCAACGUCAUUGCGUGGGGCUUUGGCCUUGAAAGGCCGACCAUGAUCCUCUACAACAUCGACAACAUCCGGGACCUUUUCGGACAUAAGGUAAACCUGAACGUGAUCCGCUCCAAUCCAAUCUGCCGGUUAGGCUACUAGUAUUGCGGCUUCUAAGGGAGAUAAGCCGGGGUCAGGAAAGAAGGGUUGUCUAUGCUGAAUCAGGAGCAGAACGACAGAGUCUUAUGCUACUGCUGAAGCUACAAGUUUCGCUACGAGGUGUCUCAGAAUGCCAUGCGCAGCCGUCGAGAGCUUGCCGAGUUCAGGGUUUCACUGGCGGUAGGCAAUAAACCAGGACCGACGAGUCUUGCAAAGGUCAAUGCAUUGGUACGUGCUCGUCGGCUUGGAGUGUACGGCUGUUCAAAGAUCGAUCAAUCGGACUCACCUUCGUUUGAAGGCCAAUGAAAGUCGGCCAUUGUUUGUUUCAAUGCGCAUGCGGCUCCAAUGCGAGCAUGUCACCACACAGGGUACUAAGUAAGUAUGUUCCGAGGUUCAAUGGAUAUUGGCUCAGUUGAAGAUUGGGCGAGGAAAAGCCUGGCAGU